Messenger RNA from Caenorhabditis elegans, 132 nucleotides. RefSeq lists its product as uncharacterized. The coding region runs from base 1 to 132 and encodes 43 amino acids. The record is from RefSeq and is marked reviewed. The transcript has a single exon. Lineage: Eukaryota; Metazoa; Nematoda; Chromadorea; Rhabditida; Rhabditidae.
AUGCAACCAUUGCGACUAUUGUUCUACGUAAUGUCGGUAAAGCCUUACCUUUUAUGCAACUAUUUGUUUGGAUGUAGUUCUAGAUUAGUUAACCGUCGGGUUUUGAAUGUUUUUUUGCAAUGCUCUGAUUAA